UUACUGACAGUCUGAGUGUACACCAGUCAGUUAAAGUCACAUCUGUGGAAUCAUGUUGAUGAAUAGUCUCUCCAUCCUCAUCAUCAUCUUCAGCCUCCCCCUCUUCAUCCAGGGUUUUGAACAACACAGAAGCUAUGUUCAUGUGCCGACUCGAAGGACCUGGGAUGAUGCCCAAAGCUACUGCAGACAGCAUCACACUGACCUCGCCAUUUUUGAAGAUAAGGCUGAAUAUGACGCACUGCAGAAUCCAUGUGCUUCAGGUAACUUCUGCUGGAUCGGUCUUCGCACAGACAGUGGAAAUCCCGACAUCUGGAAAUGGACUAAUGGAAAAGAAGUCAACUUUACAAGCUGGUACAAGACGCAACCUAAUGAAAGGAAUCUCCACUGCGUCAAAAUGCAUAGGAAACUUUGGUACGAUUAUGUCUGUUCUCAUAUAUAUGAAAGUGUGUGCUAUGACAAUCUGGUCUUGGUUGAAGAGGAGAAGACAUGGGAGGAGGCUCUGGAACACUGCAGGACUCUUCAGACUGACCCCACCUCAAGCAACACACACUUCAGCCAUCACUACGACCUUCCACACAUGCACGCUGAAAAAGACAACUUGUACGCCAAAACCUUGAUCCAAAAAGCCCAGACCCAGGAGGUGUGGAUAGGCCUUCGUUUCCUGGCAGGACACUGGCUGUGGGUGAACGGCUUCCCUCUGGAGGAUCAACUGAAGAAACGACUUUCUGUCUGCCCUGCUCCCAAGAUGCACUGUGGGACAAUGUCAAAGACAGGAGGCACGUUUUCAGAAAGGGACUGUUCAGAGAAGAGGAAUUUCUUUUGCUUAUUGAGGAAAUAAAUGUUUUAAUCAAUAUCUGAGCUGAACCUAUAGUUAUGAUACACUUAUAUAUGUGCUUGUGUCCCAGAUAAAUGGUGGGGACAUUUGUAUUUACAGUUUUAAGACAUGUAUCUUUUGGAUUUAAAAAUGGCAUUAGUUAACAUGAUGAUUUACAUGAACUGUAGUUUUAUUUUAGAGUUUGUUUCUGUUUGGAUCUUACUGACUUGAAUUUAGCCAUUGAUGUGUGUGAGUGUAAGUCUUAUCUUUUGUCUCCACUAAAUAAA
Molecule: messenger RNA, 1101 nt
Organism: Notolabrus celidotus (New Zealand spotty)
Lineage: Eukaryota; Metazoa; Chordata; Actinopteri; Labriformes; Labridae
Product: macrophage mannose receptor 1-like
Exons: 1
Coding region: 53-838 (261 amino acids)
Source: RefSeq, a predicted model, not a curated record